ACACACGACACACUCACUACCCAUAGAAACUGACCCAGCGGACGUCCAGAGGUGGAAAUCCAUGUGUCCAACAUCUGGUCUCAGUCUGGGGAAGUCGAGAAAAGGGGAUUUUGCCGCACAACAUUGGGGAGUUCUUUUAAUUUUACAUCCUGAAAUGUGGACUGGAUCAUCUCUCAGAUUAUCCGGUGCAGGUUUAAACAUUAGACCGCUGUGGUUAGGAGAGGGUUAAUGUUUCCCAGCUCCUCGCUCAGCAGUGAAACCUGUUUCCACCUGCCUGGCCAACUUCAGCCCUCAUGAGACGGCACCAUGUCUGCUCUCUGAGGUGAGCCAGCCGUGUGACCGUGACCCCUCUCAGCCUCACCAUGAGCUGGUUCUGCAGGCUGGCCCGACGCGCCCGACCGGCCACACUCAGGAUCCACCGGGCCAGGCCAGUCGGUGUUUUCUGCUCCGCCAGGUUCAGCAGCCAGCCGCCCACCACAGAUGUGUGUAUCCAGUACAGGUUUGGUCGCCCGGUGCUCUCUCUCCCUCUCUCUGUGGGCGAGCGUUGUCGCUUCACUCUGACUCCCAUGCUGACCACGGUGGGCGACCUGCUGAGGAACAUCGCCACCGAGGACCCCGCCGUGCACACGGCCGUGCUGCUCACCGCCGAUGGACAGAGAGUGUCCUCCACCACCUGUAUGGACACUGUGUUGAGUAAAGACUUCCAGCUCGUCAUCAACGAUGUCACGUACAACGUGCGCUCACCUGGCCGAGAGUCUCAUGAACACGCCACGUGUCUGGACGAUGUGAAGUUUGUGGUUCAGCUGCUCCAUGCGGCUCUGCAGCUUCCUCAGCAGCAGCACAGCCAGCAGGAGGCGCUGCAGAGCCGGAGGAGCUGCAUCCUGAAGGAGCUGCAGCCGCUGGAGGAGGUACGGGUCCAGAUGGCACUGGAGGCGGAGUCUAGAGCAUCCAUGUUGGGCUGGGUGGGGCUUGCCUACCUCUCGCUGCAAGGGGGAUUCCUGGGUUACCUCACCUGGUACGUGUUUGCCUGGGACAUCAUGGAGCCGGUGACCUACUUCAUUUCCUACACCACCAGCAUGCUCUUCUUCGCCUAUUACAUCCUCACCAGACAGGACUUCAUCUGCCCGCAGGUCAGGGAUCGUCAGUUCCUCCACAUCUUCCAUGAGAAAGCGGCGAAAGAGAAAUUCAACGUCCACAAGUACAACCAACUGAAAGAGCAGCUGGAGGAGGUGCAGAGCGACCUCAGCAGGCUGCAGAGUGCCAUGCGGCUGCAGCUGCUGGUGGAUCAGAUCCGGCGGCAGAAGAAGAGAUCGGCCUGAUGUCGCCUCUCGACUCUGUUUGCUUUUGUACAUGUUUCUGUUUUAUUUUCCUGCUUCUGUUUGUAUCGGUGCCAGCUCUCUCCCAGUGUCACUGAAAAUGACCGUAUUAAAGGAACAUUUCAGCGUUUUGCGACGAAAUCCUCUUUCCUGUUAGCUUAGCAUAAAGACUUGAAGUCUAUGGGAGUGGUUAGCCUGGCUCUGUCAAAGUGAAAAAAUCAACCUCCCAGCAGCUCUGAAGCUGUUUUGUUUACACAGCGGAUCAUCAUUAUUAACUUAAAUGACAAUUUAAUGAAAAUUAAAUCUGGCUGUGAAAGUUUGGCUGAGUAUUAAAUGAAAAUAAUAAUACAACUACUAAUACUACUACUACUACAACUAAUCCUUUACUGAAUUGGAGAAGUAAUUUGAGGGAAACACCAGCAGGGGGAGCUCCAGCAUCAUCUGUAGGAUCAUGUGCAGUUUAGUUUCUCGUUAGGUUGACCUGAUGUGUGUUUUGCAGGAAAAGACUCCACACACUGAUCAGCACAGCACUGACGUUUAUUGAUCAUCAGCAGCUACACACUCAGCUGACUGACGGGAAAACACACACACGUGGAUCAUGGGGCCAGCUAAACACCCGAGUGUGUGUGUGUGUGUGUGUGUGUGU
This is a messenger RNA of Myripristis murdjan (pinecone soldierfish), 1962 nucleotides long. Its product is annotated as calcium uniporter regulatory subunit MCUb, mitochondrial-like. Gene Ontology annotation, cellular component: uniplex complex. The transcript has 9 exons. Lineage: Eukaryota; Metazoa; Chordata; Actinopteri; Holocentriformes; Holocentridae. Bases 363 to 1319 code for a protein of 318 amino acids. Gene Ontology annotation, molecular function: calcium channel inhibitor activity. The record is from RefSeq and is a predicted model, not a curated record. Gene Ontology annotation, biological process: mitochondrial calcium ion homeostasis; calcium import into the mitochondrion.